Molecule: messenger RNA, 240 nt
Organism: Fusarium odoratissimum NRRL 54006
Lineage: Eukaryota; Fungi; Ascomycota; Sordariomycetes; Hypocreales; Nectriaceae
Exons: 2
Coding region: 1-240 (79 amino acids)
Source: RefSeq, a predicted model, not a curated record
AUGGCCGUGGAAGAGCAGGCGUCUUCAGUUUCCAAUUCAACUGCAGAGGGCUUGGGAAAUAUCCAACAAAAGCUGCAAUAUUUAAGGACAAGCCUUGACAGCCAGAUGGACAAACUGACCAGGCUGUCAGCAGAGAACAGGUCAUGGGUGCAGGCCCUCAACGAUAUUGAACAGCUCAACUGUGGCAAGGUCAUCAUAAGGAUCGAGGUACUGUCUGAAUCCGAUAAUGAGGACUCAUAA